AUGAGGGCGUACUGGUAUGAUAAUCUCGAGGGUGACCAGCGUCUGCCCCACGACUCGGGUCGCGACCUGACGACCUCGGAGCUGGAGCGGCUGGGCGUCUUAUACUACCGCCUGCCCGAGGUCGAGGGCGUCGACAAGCUGGCGGCGGAGCGCGGCUACAAGAACCGCGACCAGAUCACGGUGAGCCCCGAGAAGAUGGGUGACGUCUACGAGGAAAAGGUCAAGUCCUUCUUCCAUGAGCACCUGCACGAGGACGAGGAGAUCCGGUACAUUCGCGACGGCAAGGGUUACUUCGACGUGCGAUCGCGCGACGAUGAGUGGGUUCGCAUUCAGCUCGAAAAGGACGACCUCAUUGUCCUGCCAGCUGGUAUUUACCAUCGCUUCACGACAGAUGCCGACAAUUACAUUCAAGCCAUGAGACUGUUCAAGGACGAACCCAAGUGGACGCCUCUCAACAGGAGCAACGAGCUGAACUCCAACCAAUACCGCCAGAGCUAUGUCUCGGAAUUCUUGAGCUGA
Pestalotiopsis fici W106-1 is the source of this 519-nucleotide messenger RNA. Its product is annotated as 1,2-dihydroxy-3-keto-5-methylthiopentene dioxygenase. Bases 1 to 519 code for a protein of 172 amino acids. The transcript is spliced from 4 exons. Gene Ontology annotation, molecular function: acireductone dioxygenase [iron(II)-requiring] activity. Lineage: Eukaryota; Fungi; Ascomycota; Sordariomycetes; Amphisphaeriales; Sporocadaceae. The record is from RefSeq and is a predicted model, not a curated record.